Molecule: messenger RNA, 4538 nt
Organism: Scleropages formosus (Asian bonytongue)
Lineage: Eukaryota; Metazoa; Chordata; Actinopteri; Osteoglossiformes; Osteoglossidae
Gene: epha8
Product: eph receptor A8
Exons: 18
Coding region: 213-3269 (1018 amino acids)
Biological process (GO): ephrin receptor signaling pathway; axon guidance; protein phosphorylation
Cellular component (GO): dendrite; plasma membrane
Molecular function (GO): ATP binding; protein binding; transmembrane-ephrin receptor activity
Source: RefSeq, a predicted model, not a curated record
GCUGUGCCUGGCAGCGUGCAUGUGUCUAAGUGCAGGCAGUUUCAACUCCGCCAAAUGUGCCCGGAGUUCCUAAUAGAGCUGCCUCUGUUUGUAUACAGGGAGAGCGAGGGAGGGAGAGAGAGUGCGGGCAAGCAGGCGAGCGAGGGAGAGAGGAGGGAGCCCGGGUGAGGGAGAGGGAGAGAGACCCGGCGUGCAGGGGGUUCGCUGCCACAAUGGCACGAGCUCUGGACUUCCUACCUCUCCUCCUGUGGACUAUUUCCUUCCAGGCAUGCUGCUCCAGAGGCACCAGCAAUGAAGUGAAUCUCCUUGACACAUCUUCGAUAUCGGGUGACUGGGGGUGGCUGACAUAUCCGUCACAUGGGUGGGAUGCCAUCAAUGAAAUGGACGAAUACUUCAGCCCAAUCCACACAUACCAGGUGUGCAAUGUCAUGAGUCCCAAUCAAAACAACUGGCUGCGUACCAAUUGGAUCCAGCGGGAUGGUGCCCGGCGCAUCUACAUCGAGGUCAAAUUCACUCUGCGAGACUGCAACAGCAUGCCCGGCGUGUUAGGAACUUGCAAGGAGACUUUUAACCUCUACUAUUAUGAGAUAGAUCGUGACAUUGGGACCAACAUCUGGGAAAACCAGUUUUCCAAGAUUGACACCAUAGCCGCGGACGAAAGCUUCACCAGCGUAGACUUGGGUGUGCGGCGGCUUAAGCUGAACACUGAGGUGCGGGGCGUGGGCCCCCUCAGCAAGAGGGGCUUUUAUCUGGCCUUCCAGGACAUUGGCGCCUGCAUCGCCAUUGUGUCAGUCCGAGUGUACUACAAGAAAUGUUCAGCCAUGGCCCGUAAUUUGGCCAUGUUCACAGAUGUUGUGACAGGCGCUGACUCCUCCUCCCUGGUUGAGGUGCGGGGGCAGUGUGUGGACCAUGCUGAGGAGAGGGACACGCCGAAAAUGUACUGCAGCGCUGAAGGAGAGUGGCUUGUGCCCAUCGGUCGGUGUGUGUGCAGUGCAGGCUUUGAGGAGCACAGGGAUACUUGUGUGGCCUGUGAGGUGGGCUUCUACAAGCCAUCAGCGGGGGACCAGCUCUGUGGGAAGUGUCCCCUCCACAGUCACUCGGAAACCAGGGCCGCCCUCUUCUGCCCAUGCGACACAAGCUACUACCGUUCUCCCGCAGACCCUCCGGCAGCUCCUUGCACGAGACCACCAUCCACACCUGUCAGUGUGAUCUCCUCCGUGAACGGCACCUCAGUAAGCCUGGAGUGGGACCCACCGCUGGAUUCGGGUGGCCGGAGCGACCUUGUGUAUGACGUGGAGUGCCUCAAGUGUGCUAAUGACUGGGGACAGUGCGAGGAUUGCAGCGCGGGGUCCGGAAACAGCGGCGGUUCGACAGAGAGGGCCGGCACCUCAUCUCCACGCUUCAUACCCCAGCAGGCAGGACUGAAGGAGCCCUGGGUGACGGUGGUCAACCUGGUUGCGCACAUGAACUACACCUUCCGCAUCCAUGUGCUCAAUGGUGUGUCGCACCUCAGCCCAGAGACUCAGCAGUACAUUGCCGUCAACAUCACAACAAACCAGGCAGCCCCCUCCCAGGUGGUUGCCAUCCGGCAGGAAAACACCAGUCAGAACAGUGUCACCUUAUUAUGGCAUGAGCCAGACCAGCCCAACGGUGUUAUCUUGGAGUACGACAUCAAAUAUUACGAAAAGGACAAGGAGCAGCAGAGCUACUCAACACUCAAGUCCAAGGGUACCAGUGCCAGGGUGUCAGGUCUGAAGCCAGGCACCCGGUACAUCUUCCAGGUUCGCGCUCGGACCUCCGCUGGCUGCGGCCGCUUUAGCCAGACCGUUGAAAUACAGACUGGCAAAGCAGUGCCUCUGCGUUAUGACACCAUGACAAUCAUCUGGAUCAGCAUGGCGCUGGUAACGGGUCUGGUGGCUUUCCUCACUCUCCUCAUCUGCAGAAAACGGCAAGAGGAGUACUUUUCAUCGCCUUUCUACCUUGUGCCUUGUUACUUCACCAAGUUGCACUGUGGUUACAGUAAGGCCUUCCAGGAUUCAGAAGAAGAGAAGAUGCACUACCAGAAUGGACAUAUCACAUUCCCAGAAGCUAGGUUUUACAUUGAUCCACAUACAUAUGAAGAUCCAUGUCAAGCUGUGCAUGAGUUUGCCAGAGAAAUUGAGGCUUCAAGAAUUAAAAUAGAGAAGAUCAUUGGCUCAGGCGAGUUUGGGGAGGUUUGCUAUGGCCGCAUGAAGCUGCCAGGGAAGAGGGACAUUCCAGUGGCCCUGAAGACCCUCAAGGCAGGCUACACUGAGAAACAAAGGCGGGAUUUCCUUAGUGAAGCCAGCAUCAUGGCCCAAUUUGAUCACCCCAAUGUCAUCCGACUAGAGGGCGUUGUCACCAGAAGUAAACCUGUGAUGAUCAUCACCGAGUACAUGGAGAACGGAUCUUUGGAUUCCUUCCUUAGGAGGCAUGAUGGCCAGUUCACCAUCAUCCAGCUGGUCGGCAUUCUACGAGGGAUCGCAGCUGGUAUGACGUACCUUUCCGAUCUAGGGUAUAUCCACAGAGACCUGGCUGCCCGUAAUAUCCUGGUCAACAGUAACCUGGUCUGCAAAGUGUCAGACUUUGGCCUGUCGCGGAUACUGGAGGAUGACCCAGAUGCAGCUUAUACCACCACUGGUGGAAAGAUCCCAAUUCGCUGGACCGCCCCGGAAGCUAUUGCAUAUAGAAAGUUCUCCUCAGCCAGUGAUGUGUGGAGCUACGGUGUGGUGAUGUGGGAGGUCAUGUCUUAUGGAGAGAGACCAUACUGGAACCUCACCAACAGAGAUGUGAUAAAAUCCGUGGAGGAGGGCUACAGGCUGCCAUGUCCCAUGGGAUGCCCAGGAGCUAUGCACACACUGAUGCUGGACUGCUGGCAGAAGGACCGCAAUGAAAGGCCCAAGUUCUGCCAGAUUGUCACUGUCCUGGACAAGCUGAUCCGUAACCCGGAAAACCUCAAGUCAAUGGAUACUCUGUGCAGGCUAAACAGCCCUUUGAUGAACAGGAGCAUUCCUGACUUCAGCAGCUGCCGUUCAGUGGACGAGUGGUUAGAUACCAUUAAGAUGGGCCGCUACAAAGACCACUUUGCAGCAGGAGGAUACAUGACGCUGGGCCACGUAAUGGGGAUGAAUCAACAGGACAUACAGAGGCUGGGGGUGACACUGAUGGGCCACCAGAAGAAGAUCAUGACCAGCGUGCAGCUGAUGCGAGUCCAGGUGCUCAACAGAAGUGUGCCCUCGGUGCAUGUAUAAUCAAAGGCCAGGUCCAUUGCAAUCCUCAUAUUUUCAAAUGUAGAAGAAAAUAUAUCAAGUGGAAUUAAAUGGAGUUUAUUGGACUACUUUUUGAAUAUUCUUCGUUACGAGAAGAAAAGAUUCAAAACGACAUGGAGGUUUUCUUUUUUUAAAUCUGGAGUUGAUGCAGUUUAUGUCAAUAGAACUAAAACUGCCUUAACCAUCUCUUGGAAUGAAAUAUUAAUUUGUAUCCUUAUACAGAGUUUAUGAAAGACAUUAGCUAUAGAUAUUGACAAUGAAAAGGCAGAGAAGCAAAUCACGUGGCAUUAGAAGUUCUGGGGACAGCAACAAUUGCCAAAUGACACCUUCUCAAGAUGACUCUCUGAAGCAUCAGCAGCUACUAUGGAGUCCUUGGCAUCUUAAAGAUCUUCAUUAUAGAAGUUCUUACAGAAAAAAAAUAAUGGAAUGUUAAAUAUUAAAGCUGGCAAAGCCAAAAGGCAAAAAAUAUUUUCUGAUGUACUGAAUAAAAGGUAUUCUAUUGCCCUUUGAAUUACAAAAACCCUGAACAAUGUGUGAACUGAGAGACUGUUAUGCGAACAGGUUGGAAACUGCUCAGCGCACAAGCCAAGAAUUGUGACCAGUUGUGAUUUGUCACUGUUAUGCCUGUGUAGUUAAUAUAAUGGGGUAAAAAUUAAAUUGUAUACAUAUUGUGUUCCUUAGAAUACCAUUAAAAAUCAUAUCUAAAGCUUGUGCAAUCAUGAGAAUGUUCCUUCACAGAAUCACCUGGGAUUUUUAAUGAAGUUCUACAACACAGAUAAAAUAUUUGAUGUCUUUUUUAAAUAUAAUUGAUCCCUGGUAGUAUGGCACAUUUCCUGAAGUUUUUUUUUUUUUUCCUCCAAACUACUUAAGCUAUGUUAAUAAUUCCUACUAAUGGCACAACCCACCUAAUAUCCUGAAAUAGUUUAGAAUGGCAAUGAAGAUACUAAAUGGUUCAUCUGUGUGAAAUUUUUCCUGGCAAUAUCAACAAACAGGCUUAACAAAGUGUUGGACAAGUUGUGUUCUGAUCUUUAACUGUUAAAACAGUUACAAAAUAAAGCUUUUUUUUUCUGUUGUACAUCUGAAACAGCAAUACCUCAGUGAACAUACAUGUUAUAGUGCUAAAAUGAUAAAAUGAUGAACACUGCCAGCGGUAAUGCUGAAAAACAGAUAUUUUGCAUAUUAAGACAAAUGCAUUCCAUUGUUGGGUUUUAUGAAAGAAGGGAACUGAACUCGAUUAAACAAAAACUAGAU